UCCGUGCGCUUUUUGUGCCACGUAAAUUUAUGUUUCCCUCUUACCGUGAUCUGUUUUAUAUGGCUACAGCCGUAGCAGGUUAUGAUAAAUUGUACUUUGUACGACUCAUUGGACAGGCGCAUUUUAGGCCACUAAAACACAGCCAAUGACGAACAGUGGCUGAAGAUCAAAGUUCUGCUCACUGCACAAGGAUCCGUGGAAUGCUCCAACCUGUGAUCCUGACUGAUUGAGCCAGAACCAGUCAAGUGUUAUGCACCUCCACUGCAGCUUGUCACUCGCACCAGUGGACUCUCAGUGACACCUUCAAGUGGGUAAUCCCUUCAAUGAGGGGAGCAGCGAGCAGUAGCGAGCAGCAGCGGUGGCCGCGCCUGGGAAUCAUUUGGUGAUUUAACCCCCAAUUCCAACCCAUAAUCCUCCAUGGACGUGUCAGCAUGAUAUUACGCCUGCUGCUUCGCCCCCCUCCUCUUCGUGGCAUCGCUGCGUCACUUCGGUACGUCUGCACGAAAGGCCCUGCUUUCAAGCCCGCCAUCGCUCAAGAGUCCGUGGAGGUGUUAGGCCACGCCUACCCCUGCGAUGACUUCACCAACGUCACCCCCAAGAUCCUGGCCAAAGUGGGCCGCGACCUCCACAACCUCGCCCAUCAUCCCCUCUGGCUCGUCAAGGAGAGGAUCAAGGCUCACUUCUACAGUGCCUACAUCGGUCGCUGGGGCAACCCGUUGUUCUCCGUCCAUGACAACCUGAGCCCCGUGGUUACCGUGGAGCAGAACUUUGACAGCUUGCUGAUUCCGCCCGACCACCCCAGCAGGAAGCGUGGAGAUAACUAUUAUCUGAACAGGGCCACCAUGCUACGCGCUCACACCUCCGCCCACCAGAGGGAGCUGGUGAGGUCCGGUCUGGACGCCUUCCUAUUGGCUGGAGACGUUUACCGACGGGACGAGAUCGACGCAAGUCACUACCCCGUCUUCCACCAGAUGGAAGGCGUGCGACUCUUCUCCGACCACGAGCUCUUCUCCAAGGUUCAGAAUGGCAAAGACCUCCAGAUGUUUGAGGUCGCCGGCCGCAGGACGCCACAGAAACAGGAAACGCACACCCUGGAGGCCGUCAAGCUGGUGGAGUUCGACCUGAAGCGCACGCUGACGCGACUCGUCACCCACCUGUUUGGAAAAGAUGUGGAGGUGCGCUGGGUGGACUGUUACUUCCCCUUCACUCAUCCUUCCUUUGAGAUGGAAGUGCGUUUCCAGGGCGACUGGAUGGAGGUGCUGGGCUGUGGAGUCAUGGAGCAGCAGCUGCUCAACUCUGGUGAGAACACACACACACACACAUUCUUAUCAGACAGCUUCAAAGAGGCUUUAGCAAGCCUCAUUAUGUGUGUCUGUUACUUUAAUGCUAGUUAGCAGUGUUUGUCAGCA
This is a messenger RNA of Nerophis ophidion (straightnose pipefish), 1409 nucleotides long. Its product is annotated as phenylalanine--tRNA ligase, mitochondrial-like. Lineage: Eukaryota; Metazoa; Chordata; Actinopteri; Syngnathiformes; Syngnathidae. Bases 432 to 1394 code for a protein of 320 amino acids. Gene Ontology annotation, biological process: phenylalanyl-tRNA aminoacylation. Gene Ontology annotation, molecular function: phenylalanine-tRNA ligase activity; tRNA binding; ATP binding. The record is from RefSeq and is a predicted model, not a curated record. The transcript has 9 exons. Gene Ontology annotation, cellular component: mitochondrion; cytoplasm.